AUGGGACGGAAUCGUAACUCCCAGCCUGGUCGCAAGACGGGGCGAGAGCUACCCUCUUCCCCCUUUUCUGACUCACCCCUCAUCCCCCCUCCAACACCCAAAUCUCAACUUUCGAUUUCCUUUUCCUCCGCUCCUGCUUCGUCUCCAUUGCUAUUCACCCCUCAUCUCCCUCCCCUCCCCUGCCACCGACCCCCCACUACCCUCAUCUCUCUCACCCCCCUUCCCCUCUUCCACAACCUAGCUUGCGGUGGGAGCAGGUGUGCAGCAGCUGUGGUGAAGUCAAUUGCACACUUGAUUCACUCUGCAGCACUAGCUCCUUCGGGCUCGGGCUUCGUUGACUGUUUCUCACGCAAGGAGUGCGAGCAGGUAGCAUCAGAUGAUAAGAGCUGGCGCAGCAGGGAACAUGCCAGGAGCAUGCACGCAGGGAGAGAGCGAGGGGACCGGCCGGAAGGGCGGAGGGGACAGCAGGAAGAGGGGGGAGGGGAAGCAGAUGAAGCAGAGGAAGGGGAGGCAGGAGAAGACGAUGUGGUGUUUGAGUGUGGUCCCUUGUGCUCCUGUGCUCUGCAGCAGCACCGCAUCGCCUCACAUCCAGGCCCCCACACAGCAACCAGCACAGUCGAAACAGCAGAAGCGGCACCAGCAGCACCAGCGGCUGCAGAAGCAGUGGAAGGGGGGGCAACUAUCACCCCCGCGUGUCCCACAUGUCCCAACCGCAGCAGUCAGCGGGGCGUGCAGUGGAACUUGGCAGUGGUGUGGAGUGGUAGCAAGGGGUGGACGCUUGUGGCUCAGGAGAGCAUCCCUCGUGGUGCCUUCAUCUGCCAAUACGCGGGCGAGGUGGUGAGUGCAGGGGAAGCAAGUGCACGGCAAGCUCUGUACGAUGCUGCAGGAUUGCAUAUAGACCCGUCUCGCAUGGGCUCCCUGGGUCGAUUCAUGAGCCACGAGUGCGGGGGAGGGAAUGUGGCUCGCGUGGUGGUUCGGCAGGCCGGCUGCUUGCUGCCUGCUGUGGGCCUUGUGGCUCGGAGGGAGGUUCGGCAAGGAGAGGAGCUUACGUUUAGCUAUGGGGGUGUGGGGGAGGGGGAGGGGGAGGAUGGGGAUGGGGACGGGAAGAGGGAGGUGGAGGGGGGUGAGGGUGGGAGUGUGGGAGGGGAUGAUGGGGAGGGUGGGAGAGUGGAGGGCGAGGAGGACGGGAGGGAAGAGUGUUGGAAGAGCGGUUGGGAGCAGCAGCAGCAGCAGCAGCGGCGGCUGGUGAAGCGGAGCAAGUGUUGCUGUGGUUCAGUGCGGUGCAGCGGGUACCUGCCGUUUGAUAUGUUGUGA
This is a messenger RNA of Closterium sp. NIES-65, 1314 nucleotides long. The record is from the annotation of a GenBank genome assembly. NCBI's taxonomy places the organism in Eukaryota, Viridiplantae, Streptophyta, Zygnematophyceae, Desmidiales, Closteriaceae.